AUGAUUUCGGCCCACACACGCUCUUUUCCUCUCCUGGCCGUCCUGAGCCUCUUGGUUGCAAGAGUUCUCGCACUUUCCAACUUGGAUACCGCAACAGGUUCACUCCAUUUACGAACCACGCCCGGCUCGAUCAAUACGACUACCGUUCCGGACAGCUGUGCAUGGCAAUGUUCCAUUCUUGGGACCAUCAGUAUGUGUGGCCAGAGCCAACUGGAGUGCCUCUGCUCUGUGUCGUAUCAAAAUAGGGUUUCUACAUGUAUAGAUUGUUAUAUUUCCGCCGACUCCCAGGGAGGAGACAAACUGAAUAAGUUGUAUCAAAUGUCGUGUGAAAACGCUUCGUCGGCGGCGGCGGCGGCGACUCAGAUCACAGCCGAAUUGGCUGUGGCCAGCUCAACCCAGUCUGCAACAUCGAAAUCCAAUGUAUCUUCGACCCUGAGGGCAUCGCCGGAUUCAGCACUUGUUUUUGUUGUGAUGACUAUUCUAUUUCAGUUCUAA
Molecule: messenger RNA, 495 nt
Organism: Guyanagaster necrorhizus
Lineage: Eukaryota; Fungi; Basidiomycota; Agaricomycetes; Agaricales; Physalacriaceae
Exons: 4
Coding region: 1-495 (164 amino acids)
Source: RefSeq, a predicted model, not a curated record